AUGGCUUGCCAGGAAGGCGAUAUGAAGUUAAUCAACCUCCUCAUUGAUGUUGGAGCAGAAAUUCAGGUCGAGCAAGGCGUUCCGGGGCUCGCUCUGCAGAAGGCAGCAAUAUGGGGGCAUUUAGAAGUUUGUAAACUGCUCGUCUCUCGUGGAGUUGACGUCAAUGCACAAGGAGAUAAACACGGCGCCGAUGUAAACGCAGCCUCCUGUGAAGUUUAUGUCACGACCUUACAAGCAGCCGCCUUCAACGGCCCUGUCAGACCCAUUGAUACUCUGGUUGAAGCCGGAGCAGACGUCAACACUCAUGACCCAAAGCUCAGGACUGCACUAAUAUCAACAGCACGGGCUGCCAACAAGAAAUGGACUUACAAACUGCUCGAUUUUGGAGCGAAUCCAAAUCUCAUCGGCCCGUACGGCAGUGCAGCACAUGCUGCUUGUCGAGGCUGGGAGCUGGAACUUAUCAAGCUCUUUCUGGAUGAAUGUUUCCAUGUCAAUCUUAAGGGAAAACAUGGGCAUGUACUCCAGGCUGCUUGCAACCCACGGGGAGAUGUCCAUCGUCUGCCCUGCGUCCGAUUACUAAUUGAACGAGGCUCAGACGUAUAUGCGAGGGAGGCAAGUAUGAAACAGCACUCCAAAGUGCAGCAAACCAUGGUGAGCUCGAAGCUGUGA
Exophiala aquamarina CBS 119918 is the source of this 669-nucleotide messenger RNA. RefSeq lists its product as uncharacterized. Gene Ontology annotation, molecular function: protein binding. NCBI's taxonomy places the organism in Eukaryota, Fungi, Ascomycota, Eurotiomycetes, Chaetothyriales, Herpotrichiellaceae. The record is from RefSeq and is a predicted model, not a curated record. The coding region runs from base 1 to 669 and encodes 222 amino acids. The transcript is spliced from 2 exons.